CAUCCCGCCACGCAAUCGUUUCCAUAAAAAUCCCCAAUUCCUACUCUGUUUUCCAAUUCUCAAAUCGAGGAACUAGGUAGAGAGAGAUGGCUAAAGGGAGGACGGAGAUCGAAGUUGGAGCUGAUGGUGUGGCCCUCAUCACCAUCAUCAAUCCUCCGGUCAAUUCUCUUGCCCUGGAUGUGUUGCGUAGUUUGAAGGAGAGCUAUGAUGAAGCUUUGAGAAGAGAUGAUGUUAAAGCAAUUGUUGUCACUGGUGCUGGUGGGAGGUUCUCAGGAGGAUUUGAUAUCAGUGCAUUUGGUGGUAUUCAAGAGGGAAAGGGUGAGCAAGUAAAUGCUGGUUAUAUCUCUAUUGAUAUUGUCACAAACACUUUGGAAGGUGCGAGAAAGCCAUCAGUUGCAGCUAUCGAUGGUCUGGCUCUUGGUGGUGGGCUUGAAGUUGCAAUGGCAUGCCAUGCUCGCAUCUCUACUUCAAAUGCACAACUUGGGUUGCCUGAACUUCAACUUGGAAUUAUACCAGGGUUUGGAGGAACACAACGACUGCCACGCCUUGUGGGCCUUGCUAAGGCCCUUGAAAUGAUGUUGAUGUCCAAGCCUAUAAAAGGGAAGGAGGCCCAUGAGCUGGGCCUGGUUGACGCCAUAGUUCAACCUGGGGAAUUGGUCAAUGCUGCCCGUGCCUGGGCUUUAGACAUUGCCGCGUUUAGAAAACCAUGGAUCAAGAGUCUUCAUAAAACUGACAAGUUAGAACCACUUGGUGAGGCUAGGGAGAUACUGACAUUUGCAAGAGCCCAGGCUCGAAAGCAAGCUGCUAAUCUCCAACACCCGUUGGUCUGCAUUGAUGUUAUUGAUGAGGGUGUUGUGUCAGGGCCUUAUGCAGGGCUUCUGAAGGAGGCACAAUCUUUUGAGGUGCUUCUUCGCUCCGAUACAUGCAAAAGCCUUGUCCAAGUGUUCUUUGCACAACGGGCCACUUCAAAGGUCCCUGGGAUUACUGACUUAGGUUUGAUGCCAAGAAAAAUAAAAAAAGUUGGUAUUCUUGGCGGAGGUCUAAUGGGGUCUGGAAUUGCAACUGCACUAAUAUUGAGUAAUUAUCCUGUUAUACUAAAGGAGGUCAAUGAGAAAUUUCUAAAAGGUGGAAUGGACAGAGUGAAAGCCAAUCUGCAAAGUCGUGUCAAGAAAGGGACAAUGACUCAAGAGAAGCUUGAAAAGACCCUCUCUCUCCUCACAGGUGUUCUAGAUUAUGAAAGCUUCAAAGGCGUGGAUAUGGUCAUUGAGGCAGUUAUUGAGAAUGUGUCCCUAAAGCAACAAAUAUUUGCUGAUCUAGAAAAAUUCUGUCCUCCCCACUGUGUGCUUGCGACAAACACUUCAACUAUAGACUUAAAUUUAAUUGGAGAUAAGAUCAAGUCUCAGGAUCGCAUUGUUGGUGCACAUUUCUUUAGUCCUGCUCAUAUCAUGCCUCUACUGGAAAUAGUACGUACUCAUAAAACAUCACCACAAGUUGUAGUGGACUUACUAGACGUGGGGAAGAAAAUUCGGAAGACACCGGUAGUUGUCGGGAAUUGUACAGGAUUUGCAGUCAAUAGGAUGUUCUUUCCUUAUACACAGUCAGCACACUUACUUGUGGAUCGUGGUUUGGAUGUCUAUAAGAUUGAUCGUGCAAUUACCAAAUUUGGAAUGCCAAUGGGCCCUUUCAGACUUGCUGACUUGGUUGGGUUUGGGGUUGCCUUAGCCACUGGAAGCCAAUACCUUCAAAGCUUUCCUGAAAGAUGCUACAAAUCAAUGCUGAUUCCAAUCAUGGUUGAUGAUAAGAGAGCAGGUGAAGCUUCACGCAAAGGUUUUUACAUUUAUGACGGUAAACGGAAGGCUAGUCCUGAUCCUGAAAUAAAGAAGUAUAUUGAGAAAUCAAGGAGCAUGGCUGGCAGUGCUCCUGAUCCAGAGAUAAUGAAGCUAUCAGAUAAGGAUAUAGUAGAGAUGAUAUUCUUCCCUGUUGUCAACGAGGCCACACGUGUCCUCGACGAAGGAAUUGCUGUUAAGUCAUCUGAUCUUGAUAUUGCUUCCAUCAUGGGCAUGGGCUUUCCUGCUUACAGAGGUGGUGUUGUGUUCUGGGCUGAUUCACUUGGAGCAAAAUACAUCCAUUCCAGAUUAGAAGCCUGGACGAAGAAAUACGGUAAUUUUUUCAAGCCUUCUGCCUAUUUAGCAGAAAGAGCAGCUAAAGGCUUGUCAUUGAGUGCUCCUGCAAGUCAGUCAAAAUCACAAUCCCGGCUUUAGAUUAAUCGAAAUACUGCAGCAAAGAUCUUCAACAAAAAUGAAUAAAAUCAACAAAGGGGACAUGCUAUGUCUUAUCCUUAUUUUUCAUAGUUUUUAAGGCAGCAAAUGUUUGAUAAGAUAAAACUUUUUAUGGACUAAAUGUUGUUAUUUGUGUUAUACUUGAAGCACAGUAUGCAAAUCAAAUGUAAUGUUGUGCCUUAUAUUUUGAGACUUAAGAGUUUUCCUUUUUGAUUUGGAACUCA
Molecule: messenger RNA, 2503 nt
Organism: Dioscorea cayenensis subsp. rotundata (Guinea yam)
Lineage: Eukaryota; Viridiplantae; Streptophyta; Magnoliopsida; Dioscoreales; Dioscoreaceae
Product: glyoxysomal fatty acid beta-oxidation multifunctional protein MFP-a-like
Exons: 18
Coding region: 87-2261 (724 amino acids)
Biological process (GO): fatty acid beta-oxidation
Cellular component (GO): peroxisome
Molecular function (GO): NAD+ binding; (3S)-3-hydroxyacyl-CoA dehydrogenase (NAD+) activity
Source: RefSeq, a predicted model, not a curated record